This is a messenger RNA of Nycticebus coucang (slow loris), 2105 nucleotides long. It is a transcript of the gene IRF9, whose product is annotated as interferon regulatory factor 9. The record is from RefSeq and is a predicted model, not a curated record. Gene Ontology annotation, biological process: regulation of transcription by RNA polymerase II; immune system process. Lineage: Eukaryota; Metazoa; Chordata; Mammalia; Primates; Lorisidae. The transcript is spliced from 9 exons. Gene Ontology annotation, cellular component: nucleus. Gene Ontology annotation, molecular function: protein binding; DNA-binding transcription factor activity, RNA polymerase II-specific; RNA polymerase II cis-regulatory region sequence-specific DNA binding. Bases 675 to 1721 code for a protein of 348 amino acids.
AGGACUUAAUACCACAGAUAGGCAAAGGAGGCCCUCCCAUCUAGCUAUCUGGCCUGGGCUUCCUCCCACACUAGUUUUUUCAUCAAAUUCGGCUGGUAUUUGAAAUCCUGUAAUUUGUACGAAGUAGACACUGGGAUGAUGCAGAUGCACAGGUGUACACUGCAAUCCAGAGGCCCCAGGCCAGACUCUAGGAAACUCCAGGCUCCUUGGGGAGCUGCAGUGUCACAUAGGAGUAUGGCAAGGAGGAAGGGGAAAGAUAGCAAGGCAGGAGCUGAACUCUGCCGAGCAAGGCCUUCUUGCCGCUCACUGGGAUUUUGACAGUGAGAUUUUCAGAUACUGCUUCCCCCUGGUGGCAGCCAGCUGCUCUGCAACUUUGAGACCAUGUGAUUUCUGGGAAAAGGACCUCCCUGAAGGAGAACUGAAACUAAGGGUGGGGACUAUUGAAAGGGGCGGAGAGAUCACGGAGGCGCCUAUCCAGGAACUAAGCUUAGAUCCUGAAUACGGCCAUACCACCCUGAACGCGCCCGAUCUCGUCUAAGCUGAGGUCCUCUGAGUCCUGGAACAGCCUGGACAGCGGCUCUGAAUGGCAUCAGGCAGGGUGCGCUGCACCCGAAAACUCCGGAGCUGGGUGGUGGAGCAAGUGGAGAGUGGACAGUUCCCAGGGGUAUGUUGGGAUGAUGAAGAUAAGACCAUGUUCCGGAUUCCCUGGAAGCAUGCAGGCUUGGGCAACAUUUAAAAGAACAUACAAGGAAGGGGACACAGAAGGCCCUGCUGUCUGGAAGACUCGCCUACGCUGUGCCCUCAAUAAGAGCUCUGAGUUUGAAGAGGUUCCUGAGAGAAGCUGCAUGGAUGUUGCUGAGCCCUACAAGGUGUAUCGACUGCUGCCGCCAGGAACUUCCAAGCCAGGGAUCCAGAAAUCACAAUCAAAGCGACACCACAGUUGUGUGUCCCCUGAGAAGGAAGAGGAAGAGAGUACUUUGAAAAACUGUACACCCAGUCACUCCUUGCUUCAGGACCCCCUUGAUAAUGAGGAGGUGGGGGCUGAUGGAGGAGAAGGCCAUUCAGAUUGCAAGAGCAGCACCAGCAGCAGCAGCCACAGCCCUGAGCCGCAGGAAGGUACAGACGCAACUGAGGCCCCCUUUCAAGAGGAUCAGGUGUCCCUGGAGUUUCUGCCCCCUCCAGAGUCAGACUACUCGCUGCUGCUCACCUUCAUCUACGGCGGGCGUGUGGUGAGCAAGGUGCAAGUGCAGAGCCUGGACUGCCGCCUUGUGGCAGAGCCCUCCAGCUCAGAGAGCAGCAUGAAGCAGGUGGUGUUUCCCAAACCUGGCCCACUGGAGCCCACGCAGCGCCUGCUGAGUCAGCUUGAGAGAGGUGUCCUGGUGGCCAGCAACUCCCACGGCCUCUUCGUGCAGCGCCUUUGCCCCAUCCCCAUCUCCUGGAAUGCACCGCAGGCCCCGCCUGGGCCGGGGCCACAUCUGCUGCCUAGCAACAAGUGUGUGGAGCUCUUCAGGACCGCCUCCUUCUGCAGAGACUGGGUCAAUUACCUCCAGGGCCUGGGCCCCCAACCCAAGUUCCAGGUAACACUGAAUUUCUGGGAGGAAAUCCCUGAUACCAGCUAUACUGCACAGAAUCUUAUCACAGUGCAGAUGGAGCAGGCCUUUGCCCGACACUUACUGGAGGAGACUUCAGAGGAACAAGUAGCCACUCUGUCCCUGAUGUAGAGCCGAGGGGACCCACCUUCCACCUCAUCUCUCUGUUCUUCCUAUCUCCUUUGAAGUAGACUCAUUCUCCACCCUGUUGACUAAUCAGUUUCCUUUGUGAUAAUUUUAAAUGGUUAUCUGUGAUAGUUAUGUCCUUGAGCUCUUCACAUACACUGGCUGGUAACAAACUCAAGGAUAAUUUUUUUCUUUUUUUGUAAAAAAAAAAAAAAAAAUUCUUGAAGAUAAACUGUCUUUUAUUUCUGAGGAACUGGGAAAUUCCAAAUGGUAGGAACACAGGAGGCCUUUCACUCUUCCCCUGAUCCCAAGCUCUAAAGCCAAGCACUUUAUACUUUCCUCUUAGAUCUUUGCCAAGGAUUUAAAAUAAAAUGUUCAAGACCAACCUGA